Molecule: messenger RNA, 321 nt
Organism: Cylicocyclus nassatus
Lineage: Eukaryota; Metazoa; Nematoda; Chromadorea; Rhabditida; Strongylidae
Source: the annotation of a GenBank genome assembly
AUGAGUUAUGAUGCUCUUACAUCCCAUAGACCUGAACCGGGUGCAGAUAAUCUCCGGUGGGGUCAGAAAAUUAUAGAGGAUGCUUCUCAGAGGCCAGCCUCCGGACAAUCCUCUUCUUUUUCAAAGGAAAAUGCCAGCGUUGAACCCCCACUCUCCAGGCGGGCUUCUACUGCCAAUGUUGACGCUUUGAGCCUUCAAAAUGCUUCGGAGGACUCAAUCGACUUACUCGGACGAACAUUCGCAGUUCGGCUCAAGGAAUUCCCCCCAGAUAUUGCCUACGAAAAGCUCUCGCAAAUCAUGAAGAUCCUUUUCAAACCUUGA